CAUAGCAAAAAUGGCUCUUUCUUCUUCAUUUUCAUCAUUAUGUUUUUCCAUUAUUGUUGCCUUAUCUUUAUUCCUGGUCCUUACAGGGCCGACCGGUUCGGCUCAUAAACUCCACAAGAGCUUCUAUCGUAAUACUUGUCCAAAACUUUUCCCCAUUGUGAGAUCUGUUGUUCAAUCAGUUGUUUCCAAACAGCCUGUUCUAGGAGCUGGUCUGCUUCGCCUCUUCUUUCAUGACUGUUUCGUCCAUGGUUGUGAUGCCUCAAUAUUACUGGAUGACACUUCAACGUUUACUGGAGAGAAGACAGCAGGUCCCAACAAUGGAUCUGUUAGAGGUUAUGAAGUGAUUGAUGAAAUCAAGUCUAAGGUGGAAGCAGCAUGUCCCGGCAUUGUCUCUUGUGCUGAUAUCGUAUACAUUGCGGCUCGUGACUCUGUUGUUCUUCUUGGAGGGCCAUAUUGGAAGGUUAAAUUGGGAAGAAGGGAUUCAAAGACAGCAUUCUUUAGGCUUGCCGAGAGUGGUGUGCUUCCACCAGGAUUUUCUAAUCUCAGCAAUCUUGUCUCUACGUUUAAAGAUCAAGGCCUCUCUAUUCGGGACAUGGUUGCCUUAUCUGGAGGCCACACAAUAGGGCAAGCAAGAUGCAUUACUUUCAUAGAUCGUGUAUAUAACGAUAGAAACAUUGACCCUUCUUUUGCCAAGUCAAAGCAACAGCUUUGUCCAAAGACUGGAACUCCAACAAAUUUUAUAGAAAACUUGGAUGUUAGAACUCCUAAUUAUUUUGACAAUAGCUACUUCAAGAACCUCCUCAACAAGAAGGGACUUCUUCACUCUGAUCAAGCUCUCUUCAAUGGUGGUUCCACCGAUUCACUAGUUCAGACUUAUGCCCAGAACAAGAAGGCCUUUGAUUUUGACUUUGUUGCUGGCAUGAUUAGGAUGGGAAACAUCAAACCCUUAGUUUAUCCAAAUAGAGAGAUCAGGAAGAACUGUAGGAGAGUAAACUAGAAGAGUUAAUUAAGUCUGAUUAUAAAUUUGAAGGCAAAAUAUAUUAAUAUUGUGGGAAAUUAAAUGUGAUAGCAUUUGAUUAUUGUCAUGUAUGUGUUGAAGUUAUUUAUAAUAUGGGAAGACUUGUUGCAUUAUAAAUGUAUGUGUUAUGUGUUG
Molecule: messenger RNA, 1153 nt
Organism: Prosopis cineraria
Lineage: Eukaryota; Viridiplantae; Streptophyta; Magnoliopsida; Fabales; Fabaceae
Product: peroxidase 4-like
Exons: 4
Coding region: 11-997 (328 amino acids)
Biological process (GO): response to oxidative stress; hydrogen peroxide catabolic process
Molecular function (GO): peroxidase activity; heme binding
Source: RefSeq, a predicted model, not a curated record